Molecule: messenger RNA, 1062 nt
Organism: Triticum turgidum subsp. durum (durum wheat)
Lineage: Eukaryota; Viridiplantae; Streptophyta; Magnoliopsida; Poales; Poaceae
Source: the annotation of a GenBank genome assembly
AUGGAGCGGUACGAGGUGAUCAAGGACAUAGGGUCCGGCAACUUCGGGGUGGCCAAGCUGGUACGGGACGUCAGGACCAAGGAGCUCUUCGCCGUCAAGUUCAUCGAGAGGGGGCACAAGAUUGAUGAGAAUGUUCAAAGGGAGAUUAUGAACCACAGAUCUCUGAGGCAUCCGAACAUUGUUAGAUUCAAAGAGAUUGCAGGACUUAACAGAGAUCACUUAGUUUUUCAGGUUGUGCUAACUCCCACACAUUUGGCCAUAGUUAUGGAAUACGCUGCUGGCGGUGAGCUAUUUGAAAGGAUCUGUGGUUCUGGAAGAUUUAGCGAGAAUGAGGCUAGGUUCUUCUUCCAACAAUUGCUUUCUGGAGUUAGCUAUUGCCAUUCCAUGCAAAUAUGUCAUAGAGAUUUGAAACUAGAAAAUACGCUCCUGGAUGGGAGCGAAGCACCCCGGCUCAAGAUAUGUGAUUUCGGUUACUCCAAGUCCUCUGUGUUGCACUCUCAGCCAAAAUCGACCGUCGGUACUCCUGCCUACAUCGCCCCUGAGGUCCUUUCUAGAAGGGAAUAUGAUGGAAAGGUCGCUGAUGUCUGGUCCUGUGGAGUAACACUAUAUGUGAUGCUUGUCGGCGCUUAUCCUUUUGAGGACCCAGACGAACCGAAGAAUUUCCGCAAGACAAUUACUAGGAUACUCAGCGUACAAUACUCGGUACCUGAUUACGUCCGGAUUUCGAUGGAGUGCAGACAUUUGCUGUCCCGGAUUUUCGUGGCAAACCCUGAGCAACGAAUAACCAUCCAAGAGAUCAAGAACCACCCGUGGUUCCUCAAGAAUCUGCCGAUCGAGAUGACCGACGAGUACCAGAUGAGCCUGCACAUGGUCGGCGUCAACGCUCCCCCGCAGACCCUGGAGGAGAUCAUGGCCAUCAUCCAGGAGGCGCGGAUACCGGGCGACGGUUCCAAGUUCGCCGGGCAGCUGUCGGUGCCCGGGCUAGGGAGCAUGGAGCUGGACGACAUAGACGACGUCGACGCGGACGUCGAGGACAGCGGCGACUUCGUGUGCGCGUUGUGA